AUUGCAAACGCUCAAAACGACAUCGGAAGAAUUGCGGCUUGUCCGCAGUUCGACCUCAGUCUCGUUCGUCUGCAUCUAUUAACAGUGUGAAAUACCGAAUUGCCCUUCUGUCGAAAGAAACCCCUCCCUUUUUCUACACCUAUCGGCUUGCAUUGCAGAGCUCCUUUUUCUUCCUUCUCUCCCUCAAAUUUUUACUUUGUAGCUUUCUCCGAUUCCUCGAUCGGACGACCACUUUUACCACCCAUGACUCUGAUGACUCCUCCACCAUUAGAUCAGCAAGAGGACGAUGAGAUGCUAGUCCCACACAACGACUUAGUUGAUGGUCCGCAACCUAUGGAAGUAGCACCAGCAGAAACAGCAAGUGCAGUUGAUGCGCAGUCAGUGGAUGAUCCACCAUCAGCAAGGUUCACGUGGACGAUUGAUAGUUUUUCAAGGCUCAAUAGCAAGAAGCUCUAUUCUGAUAUUUUUGUUGUUGGAGGCUAUAAAUGGCGGAUUCUGAUUUUCCCAAAGGGAAACAAUGUGGAUCAUUUGUCCAUGUAUCUGGAUGUUGCAGAUUCUGCAACUUUGCCAUAUGGGUGGAGUAGAUAUGCGCAGUUCAGCUUGUCUGUUGUCAAUCAAAUUCAUCAAAAAUACUCAAUCCGGAAAGACACGCAGCACCAAUUCAAUGCACGGGAGAGUGAUUGGGGCUUCACUUCAUUCAUGCCUCUCGGGGAAUUGUAUGACCCUGGAAGAGGUUAUCUUGUUAAUGACACAUGCAUAGUUGAAGCUGAUGUUGCUGUCCGUAGGGUCAUUGAUUAUUGGUCUCAUGAUUCCAAAAAGGAGACAGGUUAUGUUGGACUUAAGAACCAAGGAGCUACCUGUUACAUGAACUCUCUCCUUCAGACAUUGUACCAUAUUCCUUAUUUCAGAAAGGCUGUGUAUCAUAUGCCGACAACUGAGAAUGAUAUGCCAUCUGGGAGCAUUCCUCUGGCUUUGCAGAGUUUGUUUUAUAAGCUUCAAUACAGUGACACCAGUGUAGCAACAAAAGAGUUGACAAAGUCUUUUGGCUGGGACACAUAUGAUUCUUUCAUGCAGCAUGAUGUGCAAGAACUUAAUAGGGUUCUUUGUGAGAAGCUUGAAGAUAAAAUGAAGGGAACAGUUGUGGAGGGCACAAUACAACAGUUAUUUGAAGGACACCAUAUGAAUUAUAUUGAAUGCAUCAAUGUGGACUAUAAGUCGACAAGAAAGGAAUCAUUUUAUGAUCUUCAGCUUGAUGUCAAAGGCUGUCGAGAUGUUUAUGCUUCUUUUGACAAAUAUGUGGAGGUGGAACGCCUUGAGGGUGAUAAUAAAUAUCAUGCUGAGCAACAUGGGUUACAGGAUGCUAGGAAGGGUGUCCUCUUUAUCGACUUUCCCCCUGUUCUUCAACUUCAGUUGAAACGAUUUGAGUAUGAUUUUAUGCGGGAUACCAUGGUAAAGAUAAAUGAUCGCUAUGAGUUCCCUUUGCAACUUGAUCUUGAUAGAGAGGAUGGUAAAUAUUUAUCUCCUGAGGCAGACAGAAGCGUACGCAACCUUUACAUGCUUCACAGUGUUUUAGUUCAUAGUGGUGGUGUGCACGGUGGGCACUAUUAUGCAUAUAUCCGGCCGACCCUCGCAGAUCAAUGGUUUAAAUUUGAUGAUGAGCGGGUAACAAAGGAGGAUGUGAAAAGGGCAUUAGAGGAGCAGUAUGGUGGUGAGGAAGAGCAGUUACCACAGACAAAUCCCGGCUUCAACAACUCUCCAUUUAAGUUUACAAAAUAUUCAAAUGCUUAUAUGCUUGUAUAUAUACGUGAAAGUGACAAGGAAAAGAUAAUAUGUAAUGUGGAUGAGAAGGACAUUGCAGAACACCUCCGGAUUAGGUUGAAAAAAGAACAGGAAGAAAAAGAACAAAAGAGAAAGGAAAAAGCUGAGGCCCACUUGUAUACUAUCAUCAAGGUUGCUCGUAAUGAGGAUCUACUUGAACAGAUUGGGAAGGAUAUAUAUUUUGAUCUUGUGGAUCAUGACAAAGUUCGUAGUUUUCGUAUCCAGAAACAAAUGCCCUUUAAUCUUUUCAAGGAAGAAGUUGCUAAAGAGUAUGGUAUACCAGUGCAAUUUCAACGAUUUUGGUUGUGGGCGAAGCGCCAAAACCAUACAUAUCGCCCAAAUCGACCAUUGACUCCUCAGGAGGAAGCACAAUCUGUUGGACAAUUAAGAGAGGUUUCCAACAAAGCAAAUAAUGCUGAGCUAAAGUUGUUUUUGGAAGUAGAAUUUGGACAGGAUUUGCGUCCAAUCCCUCCACCAGAGAAGACUAAAGAGGACAUUCUUCUUUUCUUUAAACUUUAUGACCCUUCGAAAGAGGAGCUCCGGUUUGUUGGGAGGCUGUUUGUGAAGGGGAUUGGCAAGCCAGUGGAGAUAUUGACUAAGUUAAACAAAAUGGCUGGCUUUAGUUCUGAUCAAGAGAUUGAACUUUAUGAGGAAAUAAAAUUUGAACCUAAUGUCAUGUGUGAACACAUUGAUAAGAAGCUCACUUUUCGUGCUAGUCAGCUCGAAGAUGGAGAUAUAAUUUGUUUUCAGAAAUGCCCUCAAGUUGGAAGCGGUGCACAACACCGCUACCCUGAUGUACCUUCAUUUCUUGAAUAUGUGCAUAACCGCCAGGUUGUUCGCUUUCGAUCUUUGGAGAAGCCAAAGGAAGAUGAAUUUUGCCUUGAGCUGUCAAAGCUUCACAAUUAUGAUGAUGUUGUGGAAAGAGUAGCUCACCAUCUUGGCUUUGAUGAUCCAUCCAAAAUUAGGCUUACAUCCCAUAACUGUUAUUCCCAGCAACCAAAACCCCAACCUAUUAAGUACCGAGGAGUGGAUCAUUUGUCUGACAUGCUGGUCCACUACAACCAGACAUCUGAUAUUCUAUACUAUGAAGUACUGGAUAUCCCUCUGCCAGAACUUCAAGGCCUGAAAACGUUGAAAGUUGCUUUUCAUCAUGCCAACAAGGAUGAGGUGGUAAUUCAUACCAUUAGAUUGCCAAAACAGAGCACUGUAGGUGAUGUUAUUAAUGACCUUAAAACAAAGGUUGAGUUAUCUCAUCCCAGUGCAGAACUUAGAUUGCUUGAAGUUUUCUAUCACAAGAUUUACAAGAUCUUUCCACACAAUGAAAAAAUUGAGAAUAUUAAUGAUCAGUAUUGGACAUUACGUGCAGAGGAGAUUCCAGAGGAGGAGAAAAACCUUGUUCCUAAUGAUCGUUUGAUUCAUGUUUAUCAUUUUAUGAAAGACCCAGCUCAAAAUCAGCAGGUUCAGAAUUUUGGCGAGCCCUUUUUUCUGGUAAUUCAUGAAGGUGAGACAUUAGCUGAAGUUAAAGUGCGGAUACAGAAAAAAUUACAGGUUCCUGAUGAGGAGUUUGCGAAGUGGAAGUUUGCAUUUUUGUCACUGGGUCGUCCUGAAUACCUUCAAGACUCCGAUAUUGUAUCCAGUCGAUUUCAGAGGAGGGACGUCUAUGGUGCUUGGGAGCAGUAUCUUGGACUGGAGCACUCUGACAAUGCUCCUAAAAGGUCAUUUGCUGCUAAUCAGAAUCGACACACAUUUGAGAAGCCAGUGAAAAUCUACAAUUAGGAAAGAAUGAUGAGUUGAAACUAGUCCCAACUUCUAUCCAGGAUCCGAAUGACAUUUGAACUGUUGCAAAAUGAGAGAAGCUUGCAUUGAAGAGGAAAUUAUUAGUUGGUGUUAGAUGUGUAAUUCUUUUCUGUAGGGCAGAGAGGACUUUGGCAAAAGACCUCAAUAGUUUUGACUUCUCUCUUGUGCCUUUUUCUCAGGUGAAAUAGAUGGCAUAAAUUGGAUUGUAAUUUAGUACAUAAGAUUUUGUGGGGGAUGUAUAGAGGGUAUAGGUGUGUGUACUUGAUUAUUUCUUUUUAUUAUUUUUAUUUUUUUUAAAUCAUCCCUUUUGUGGAUUUUCUUUAGUUGUAUUAGAGAAUGGUUAUAGGUUGUCUGUAUAAUGUGUUAUUUGGUUACUGAUUCUGGGGCUUCCAGGAUUUGUGCAAUUUCAAAACCAAUUUGAUCUUUA
Hevea brasiliensis (rubber tree) is the source of this 4042-nucleotide messenger RNA. RefSeq names its product ubiquitin C-terminal hydrolase 13. Bases 244 to 3594 code for a protein of 1116 amino acids. Gene Ontology annotation, biological process: protein deubiquitination; regulation of protein stability. Gene Ontology annotation, molecular function: cysteine-type deubiquitinase activity; protein binding; cysteine-type endopeptidase activity. NCBI's taxonomy places the organism in Eukaryota, Viridiplantae, Streptophyta, Magnoliopsida, Malpighiales, Euphorbiaceae. The transcript has 32 exons. The record is from RefSeq and is a predicted model, not a curated record. Gene Ontology annotation, cellular component: nucleus; cytosol.